AUGUCACCGACCCAGACCAACUCCGAUCAAAUAUCCACUGGCUCGGAUUCUACGUACACCUUGACCUCGUCACAGAACUCAGCGUCUCUCACAACGCCAACUGCCAGUUCUCGUUCUGAUUCUGUUCAGCCCAGCACAUCUUCAACGUCAAACUCGAACGUUGGAGUUCCAGGUGUUACGAUCAGUCCAUCAGAUCUUUCAUUGUCAAGGUCUACGACCUUUGAUCUUGCCCCAAUUGAAUCGAUUGCUUCCUCACUCUCCCAUGACCCCAUGGGAACUCCAGCCGUAACACCUGCUUCGACUCCAGCAACAACAACACCCUCAGCCAGCACCACCUCAGAACCACCUUGGAUACCUACUCGAACGUCCGGCACCGUCACCGUUGAGACAGUCACAUACAGUUUCAACUUCCUCGUUGAACCCCCUCCAAGACCAGAAAAAGACGGGAAGUCCUCAUCAGAACAAGUGCACAUAGACUUCCUAGCCGCUGUGCCAAAGCUCUUGAGCGCUGCAUCCAUAUUCGACGGCCUUGGUUCCGCGUUCAAAACUUUCUCAUCAGCUGUGCACGCACCUAAUGCGUCAGAUAAGUCCGUUUCCACAGCUGGAUCUGGCUUACUACAUCUAUUCCACAUUGGAUUCUCUGCCGCCGCAGACAUUGGCGGUACUCUCGGAGCUAUCGGGCUGUCGGAAAUCGACAAGAGUGGCAAGCUUUUGAAUCGCUUCAAGCAAACAUCCCUUGGCAUCUUUGACGUUGGCGAGACUAUCAAGAAAAUAGAGCCUUUGCUGGGAUCAAAUCUCAAUUUGGCGAAUGGAAAUAAGCUCUUGGAUUUGUCUGAUGAUAUUACGAAGGGUAUCGGUAUUGGUGAGGGUCUGAAAGAUCUCGCUGAGUUGGCAAACGAGGUAUCGGAUACCGAACCAAAAACUGAUGUGACCACGACCCCCGAGUCAACGGACGUCCAGUCCACUCCUGAACCGACUACACAGACAACGCCAACGUCUAGCCAAUCGUCCUCUAGGUCGUCGAGUAGCUCAAGCUCAUCAAGCAGCGCGGCAGAGACAUUAAAGCCAUAUACGAUAUCCACCAAGCCAGGAACAUCUCUUGCAACGUUCGACGCCUUCGUCAGAAGUCUUCCCGAUGGUGGUCAAGGAAUGAGAGUCGAGCGUCCAAGCAUCACUUUCCAAGCAUAUGGAACUGACAUUACCGACUCUCUUGCCGCGUCUAUACGUUUGAAUCCCAUCAUACGAGCGGUCGUGUAUGAUCCAUUCAUCGAGGAUGACCUAGAUGACUAUAGCGUACUGCCAAAGAUAAUUGAGAAAAGAGUGGACCCUUAUCCAAUGUUGAAUCUGGCACAACAGCCCAUCAGUCCAGCUCACCUCAAUCUCAUCUCCCAAGGGCCCAGGAACGUUGCAGCCAGACGCAACCAACCUCCUCCUUUGAUACCCGACUACCUCAUGUCGCCAACCGGUGGACAAGGAGUUACGAUCUUUGUUAUUGACACAGGCAUCGACCCUGCCCACCCAGAUUUCUUGCACUCAUACACUCAAGGCGAACACUACAUCGUCUCAAACUCCAAACUCCGCCUACCAGAACUGAUGGCGAAUCCUGAUCGUAGCAGCAGUGCCACACAGGCCCUUGUCCCAUAUGUGCCAGACCCGGACAAUGUUAUGAGCGACUCAAGGGACCAUGGGAAUUGCGUGUCUUCCUUAGCUACUGGGAGAGUCUACGGGGUUGCCAAGAGAGCGAGACUCUUCCCUGUGAAGUACAAGAACAGCAAGGGGGCGGCGACGGAUUUGGCAAUUCAGGAUGCCUUCUACGAAGUGAUUGACAUAGUUCGCAACAGGAACAAUGGACUGAGUGGGCCACCACCAAUUCCAGGCUGGGCUGUUUUGAGUUUCUCUCAAGGCUUCGGUCAUCUGACUGGCGAGGCGUUUGAAGAGCGUCGGAGAUUGAUGACCAGGCUUCUCAACGAGUGCUGGAAGGAAGACAUCGUCACCGUCAUUGCAGCCGGAAAUGAAGGCGAAGAUCCUUCUUUCGACCUCAGCCAAGACAUCCCAGCCUGCAUCGGAGAAGUCACCAACCCCCUCAUAACAGUCGGCACAUGCAACAUAGACGGGAAAAGAACAGCAGAGACAAACCAAGAUCGCGGUCGUGGUGGCUCAAUAACAACAAGUGCAAUGGGCGACGAUGCGGUCCGGUGCGUGGCCCGGGGUGUAUCUGGCUCGCAAACACGGCACGGCACAUCCGUCGCAGCACCGCAAGUCGCUGGCCUCGCAGCUUAUUUCCUGUCAUUGCCGCGUUCGGAGCUUCCUGAAGCAAUACACUACGAUACCCAGAUUCCAGAGACGCAGAAUAGGGCUCUGUUCCUUGGGCCGUCUUUGACAGGGGGAAAGUUCAUUGGACCUGAUCUCCAUAUUAAGGGCGCCGUGGCGCAGGCUGUGAAGGAUUAUAUUGGGAGGAUGUCGUAUAAGCGGAUUCCGACCGAAACUGAUGCGGUGAAAGUUACAUAUAAUGGAGUUGAGGAGGGGCUUUGCUCUGUUGUUUGGCCGAAUGCGUCGUUCAAGCGUAAGCGAGAGGGAGUUGUUGAGCUAGCAGAAGGCGAUCUGGUGCCUGUUGUUGUCUCGGGGGUGAUGCAAUCCACUGCUAAUUAUCCCAUGGUAGGUUUGCUCAAAUACGCUCCUAUGUGUUGUUCCUUGCUAACUUCUCGUCAGCCAUCGUCGUGCCCACGACCUUCGUCCGCCAGUUCAUCUUCAUCAGUCGCUUCAUCCGCUUCGGACGCCUCCUCUCCAACCUCAUCCUCUCCCCCAUCAUCUCCCACAUCCUCAACCUCCUCUUCCACAGUUCUCGACCUAUCAACCUCCUCCACAGUCUCACCCACAAUAUCACCAACGCCCUCACCACCACCACAACCAUCAACCUCCCUCCCACCCCCAACACCAAUCAUCCCCCCUCCAGCCGACGUCGCAUCGCCAACUCCCCUGAAACCCACCAAAACACCUAUGAUAUUGCAGACUAUUGAUUUUGGGCCUCUGCUCCCGAAAACUACUUUCUCGACGACAACGAAGAGGGAGUGCAAGCCUUACUUCAACAAUGGACUCCAAGCUCCGCCGCUUUGUUGGGGAUAGUGAUGAUUAUGAUGAUGUGAUAGGAGAGGAGGGGAGAGGAUGGCUAAGGGAGCAAGAAAGCUGGGAUGGGUGGAUAGUUGGUGGAAUGUUGGGAGAGUAUGGAUCUGGCUUUUGGGUCCUUGUCUGGCUUUUGGGUUUUAUUGAAUUUUCCUUCGUAGGGGGCCAGGUUCGAGUAGUGAGUCUCUCUGUCGCUUACAGCUUUUGGUGCUUUCCUCUUCUCGAAAAUUCCCAGUCAUUUUCCUUACAUAGUGGAUUUCGUAUGAUCCUACUUGGCAGCUACACACUUGUCCGAUUUGAUACUUUCACGGAUACAUGUCACCAACUUGAAAUCUCCUGUCGUUCCUGGGAGUGAUUAGCAGAUAUGGCACAUUAGAUGGCAGGCGAUACUAUUGAAAACUGAAAUAGGG
This is a messenger RNA of Cadophora gregata, 3530 nucleotides long. RefSeq lists its product as uncharacterized. The record is from RefSeq and is a predicted model, not a curated record. The transcript has 6 exons. Lineage: Eukaryota; Fungi; Ascomycota; Leotiomycetes; Helotiales; Ploettnerulaceae. Gene Ontology annotation, biological process: proteolysis. Gene Ontology annotation, molecular function: serine-type endopeptidase activity. Bases 1 to 3123 code for a protein of 1040 amino acids.